Molecule: messenger RNA, 4674 nt
Organism: Acaromyces ingoldii
Lineage: Eukaryota; Fungi; Basidiomycota; Exobasidiomycetes; Exobasidiales; Cryptobasidiaceae
Product: P-loop containing nucleoside triphosphate hydrolase protein
Exons: 3
Coding region: 1-4674 (1557 amino acids)
Biological process (GO): transmembrane transport
Cellular component (GO): membrane
Molecular function (GO): ATP binding; ABC-type transporter activity; ATP hydrolysis activity
Source: RefSeq, a predicted model, not a curated record
AUGGGCACCAGCGCCUGCAAUGACGGCUCCUUUGGACCAACGUCGACUUGCCGAUUCUUCGACUUUACCCUUGCAUUUGAAAACAUCAUCUUGGCUGCAGUGCCUUCAGCAGCGCUCAUCCUCGUAGGACUGAUUCGCAUCGCGUUCUUGAGCGGCAAGGCGAAUGCACCGACAACGGCCGCGGGGUUGAAGAACAGCGAUGAUAUCGUUGGCGCAAUGCGGACCAGCUUGGCUAUCCUCCAUCUCGUUCUCAACGCUGCCGUGCUUGGUCUCGCCGUAAGCCGCGGCUCCAUCAAGGACAUGCUCGAUGCCGAUACCGUCGUACCUGCCCUCGGUCUUGCCUUUGUGGCAGCGGUCGUCUGCGUGCCCACGUCCUAUCUUGAACGAAAGAAGACUUCGGGCGGAGGCUGGCUGCUGCCCGUUUACCUCUUUUCGACUUGUCUUACCGAUGCCUGCCGCGUUCGCACCCUCUUCAGCGUCGCCUCGAGCACCUCUCAUCAUGGCCCUUUGUCAGCAUUUGCAAGGCUUUCUGCCACACUUCUCGUUGUAAAGGCGCUCAUGCUAGCUGCUGAGAACACGGCCGGUGUCGAGUCGGACGCCACAAAGGAGGCAAGGGCAAGCUUCAUCAGCAAAAUGUUCUUUUGGUGGCUCAAGGACCUGCUCUGGACCGGCUUUCGGAAACCGCUGGAGAUGGAGGACCUCGAUGACCUCGGUCCGAAGUACUCGGGCAAGGUACUCGGCCAAAGGCUUGCCGAAGCCUGGCAGCCUCGGGAAGAGCAACUUCCGCGUUCAGGUUAUUUCGCUCGACGACGGUCAAUAGCAAAAAAGGACGGAGGGGAAGAGUUGGCUAUGCACGAGCUGGGUAAAGGAUCGCUCGACGGAUGUGGUUCCACACAGUCCCAUCGGGUCACCAAUGGAGGCAAUGGCCACACACACCAAUCUCAUCGUAGUACCAAGAAAAAGGGGAGGAGCCUACUGCUUGCUUGCUUCCUUGCCUUUCCUCGCGAGCUCCUGGCUCCCAUCAUCUGGCGUCUUAUCAAUCUGGGUGCUACGCUCAGCCUACCAUUCCUCGUCAGCCGCACGUUGGCUUUUGCCGAGUCGUACGUCUCGGACAAUGACCAGCAGCAGCAGCCGGCGGCAUAUGGGUGGGGUUUAGUAGGCGCAUACGGUCUUGUCUACCUCAUCCUUGCCUUCAGCACCGGUCAAUUCAAUUGGCUAUGCAACAAGGUCCAGGUCAAGCUGCGUGGCGCUCUGAUCGAGGUCGUAUAUCGCAAGAGCCUGCGUCUGCAUCUGGAUGCUGCAAAACGCCGCGGUGGUGGCUCGGCGGCCAACCUGACGUCCGUCGACAUCGAACGCUUUGUCAAAGCCGUCCUCGCCUUUCAUACGCUCUGGACAGGCUUUCUCAUCAUUGGCGCUGCGGCGUUCCUCCUCUACCGCCAGCUCGGCCUGGUCUUUCUAGCAACAAUCUUCAGCAUUGUCGUUUGCCUUGUCGUGCCUCCUGUGGGCUCCAACGGCCUCACCGGUCGACAGACACGGUGGAGCCGAGCGACAGAUCGUCGAGUGAAUUUAACCAGCAGCGCCAUUGCAAACGCGAAAGGGCUCAAGUUCAUGGCUUAUGAAAAGGUCAUCGAGAAACGCCUCCUCAAGAGCCGUGACGAGGAGCUGGCCAUCGCUUGGCCCUUCUGGAUCCAAUUCGUUUUCGUCAGCACUUUUACCAAUCUCGUGCAGGAGAUUAUGGCUUUUUCUACCUUUCUUGCCCUCAUCUUGGUUGAUCGAUUUACCGGCUCGCACAACUUCACUGUCCACACAGUCGUCACCUCGCUCACCCUGAUGCAAAUCCUCGAAAUACCCCUUUUGACGAUGGGACAGUACUACGCACAGCUCCUAUCAGCCUAUGCGUCGUUGAAGCGGAUUGAAGAGUUUCUCCGCGAGCAAGAGCGGCCCACGUACGCGGACGACGAUGGAGGACGUGCCCCUAACGAAGACGGGGAAGAGCUGGACAUGAAGAGGCGCCACAACUUCUCAUCAACGGACUCAAUCUUGCCUCAGGAGGAAGCUUUCGCCGCCUCGUUUGACUCUGCGACCAUUGGCUGGAACAAGUCAAAGCCAAUUCUCGUCAAUGUCACUGCAAAAAUCCCUCAUGGCGAGCUGACGAUGCUAUGUGGCACCCUGGGCUGCGGCAAGUCAACCUUUCUCCUGGCACUUCUGGGUGAGGCCGAUUUGUUGAGCGGUUCGUGUCGUCUUCCUAUGAAAAAAGCGCCCAUCGCAUACGUGGCACAAGACUCAUGGUUGCAGGAAGGUGCCUCGAUUAAGGACAACAUCCUCUUUGACAGUCCAUUCGAUGGCGAGCUCUACCAUACAGCAGUUCACUCGACGGCUCUCGGCCAAGACCUCGAGGAGCUAGCUGAUGGCGACCGAACACUCGCCAGAAGCCUCUCCGGUGGGCAGCGGCAGCGUGUGGCCCUGGCCCGCGCAGUCUACUCUGACGCUCAGACCUACAUCCUCGACGACGUAAUGAGUGCUCUCGAUGCCGAGACAGCGUCACACGUAUGGAAGUGCCUUCUGGGGAAUCAGGGCUUGUUGAAGGGAAGAACGGUGGUACUGGCGACCAACGCUCUUCAUCUCAUCCAUCACGCAGCUCACAUCAUUCGGCUCGAUGCCGGCAAGAUCGUCGAGAUGGGUCGUUUCGAAGAGCUAUCGGACAAGGGAAAAAUGGCCAUCUCGCGUGCCUCGCUCGAUUCAGAGGCUCCCGAUUUGGCCAAAUUAAGAGCAGCGAAGCCCAAGAUCCGGUAUGAGGAGAAAGACGACGACAAGCAUGAAACCGUAACGAGUGGGGGCGUGCAAUGGCGCGCCACAUAUGGCGCCUGGGCCAAGGCGAUUGGAUGGGGCGUCUUUGUGAUGCUUAUUCUCCUCGAUGUCUCUCGCUCCAGUAGCCGCCUCGCGUGGAAUUUCGUCAUCCAGAUCUGGGCACGUAGCAACGAGGAGCACUGGCAGGGCGACCUAGCAAAAUACCUCUCCACUUUUACCGUCCUCGUCUGGUUCGUCAUCUUUGUGACCCCUGUUGAAGACAUUCUCCUUGUCUAUGGAUUGGUCUUCAAGGCUGGCCGCCGCAUCCAUGCCGACGAGCUGCGCGGCGUGCUGUACGCCACGCUGCGCUUCUUCGAGGAGAAUGCCUCCGGAAGGAUCAUCAAUCGCUUCUCGCAAGACGUUUUUGUUGUCGACUGGGAGAUUACGAUGGCCUUCGGUAACUUCCUUGGGUGCACAAGCAUGCUGAUCGGUCAGAUUUUGACGCUUGUCAUCCCUGUACCUUUCAUUCUCAUCGCUGUCGCCGUCGCGCUCGUUGCCUACGUCCUGAUCCAGAGGCUAUAUGCGCCACCGAGCAGACAGCUUCGACGCUUGGAAAUGGCUACAAAGUCGCCCAUUUAUACCCUUUUCGCCGAGACAUCGUCGCCGUCUGGGUUGGCGACUGUGCGAGCAGCCGCACGACAGUCUACGUUCGAAGAGAUUAAUACGGCCCGGCUUGACAAAAGCCAAGCGCCGUAUUACUAUCUCUGGGGUGUCCGACGGUGGUUGCUCACCUGGCUCAACCUGCUCGCUCUGGUCAUCAAUGUUGCCCUCGUUGCCAUUGUCGUCAUUCUUCGAAAGUCUUCGGCCGUGGCGCUUCUCGGUGUGGGUCUUGUGCAAGCCACACAGAUCAGCACGAUGCUCAACCAGACGCUCCUUGCAUGGACCGAGCUGGAGAUCGCGGGCGUGGCUCUAGAGCGCAUGCUGGCCUUUGCAAGGCUCGAGCCAGAGGAGAGCGCUUCGACGCCCGACGGACGUUCCCGAAAGUGCAUCGAGCCCGCCGAGGUCAAGGGACACGUAGAGUUCAAGAACGUGUCAAUGUCUUACGUCGAGGGAGCUGACCCCGCCCUCAAAAGAGUCAGCUUCUCCAUCCAGCCGGGCGAGCGCAUUGGCGUGUGCGGACGGAGCGGAUCAGGCAAGAGCACACUCCUUUUAGGCCUCUUUCGGAUGCUGGAGCCCGUCGAAGGCGAGAUUCUCCUCGAUGGCCACCCCAUUUCGAGCACGCAGGCACAUUCGCUGAGGAACAGUAUGACGAUCGUCCCGCAGAAUGCGCUCCUCCUGGCUGACUCGGUCAGGAACAACUUGGACCCCGCUAGAGAGAGGAGCGAUUCAGAGAUUUGGACAGCGCUUGACAAGUGCAGGAUGCGUGACUUUGUUCAGGCUCUGCCGAGCGGGCUCGAUACACUCGUCGUCAGUGGUGGCAGUGGAAGCGCGGAAAGCAGCGCAAAGGACAAAGGCGGCGACGACGACGACGACGACGAUGAAGAUGCUUCGAGAGGAGCCAAUUCCAGCGUCCACUUCAGCGCGGGCCAGCGUCAGCUGUUCAGCCUGGCUCGAGCCCUGCUCAGACGAAGAAAGGUCCUCGUUCUCGAUGAGGCGACGAGCUCGAUGGACUACGAGACGGAUCGGGCGGUGCAGGAGGUGCUUCGGAGCCAGUUCAACGACUGCACAAUGAUCACCGUCGCCCAUCGCAUCGCCACCGUGAGGGACUUUGACCGCAUCCUCGUUCUGGGUGCGGGCCAAGUCGUUGAAUUUGACACGCCCGACAAUCUGGUCCAGAAGCCCAAUGGCAUCUUCCGGUCACUCGCCAUCGAGCAGGGGUGUGCCUGA